This is a messenger RNA of Exophiala bonariae, 1083 nucleotides long. RefSeq lists its product as uncharacterized. The record is from RefSeq and is a predicted model, not a curated record. Gene Ontology annotation, cellular component: cytoplasm. Gene Ontology annotation, molecular function: isomerase activity. Lineage: Eukaryota; Fungi; Ascomycota; Eurotiomycetes; Chaetothyriales; Herpotrichiellaceae. Gene Ontology annotation, biological process: biosynthetic process. Bases 1 to 1083 code for a protein of 360 amino acids. The transcript is spliced from 4 exons.
AUGUCGGUCUUCUCGGCGGAAAAGUUCCAGGGCAAUCGCCUGGCAAUCGUUUCGGUGCGCGGCAACGCACUGUCCCAGAAGCGCAAAUCUCUCAUCGCAAGAGAAUUUGGAUACUCGGAAACAGUUUUCCUCCACGAUGCACCGGGUCCAGGUCGUCCGAGAUUGUGUGAGAUCUUCACCGAGACUGGCGAGGAGGUGCCUUUUGCUGGACACCCGAUCAUUGGAACAGCACAUUAUAUAUUUACGUAUCUCGAGAAAAUGGCAUACCGAGGACCCGAAGACCGAGAAACAGGCCAGCAGACCGCUGUUCUCCAGACCAAAGCCGGCCGCAUCCCGAUCUUCUACAACAUUUACAGGCAGGUCGCGGCAUGCGCCGUCCCGUUCCAGUUCCAUGUCCACUCCAACCAGGUCUCGCUCGAAAAGGUCAUCACUGUCCAACCGCACGUCCAGAUCGUGCCGACCAUCGAGAAAGUCAAGGGAAGAUCUUGGCCCAUUGUCUCGAUCGUGAAGGGAAUGAGUUUUGCGCUCGUAGACUUGACCGAUGCACCUGAAGUCCUCGCCGCCCUGCAGCCGGGUCAAGCGCCGGAGGCCGAACUUGAUCGAGAGUGGUCACCAAGCUUCGUGGGCUGUUUGUUCUACAAGGUCGUAGGGCUUGCGGAGCAGGACGGCGAGCCCACGAUCCACAACAUUCAGGCCCGCAUGAUAUCGCACGGCAUUGAGGAUCCGGGUACUGGGAGCGCAUGUUCUGCGCUGUCGUGUUAUUUGGCACUGAACCCACGCUCUUCCGCAGAACCCAAGAAAAGCGAACCAGUCAGUGAUGAUUCGGCUAGUGCAGACCCAGACUCAGAGCCAGUAGAAAAAGUCGUGGAGAAGGUCGAGGCAAAAACUAAAGAUCUGAAGAUCGAGGAGAAGACUGAGAGGAUGGUUUUUGGAAUUCAGCAAGGUAUUGAAAUGGGCCGUGCGUGCACUAUCGCCGUUGAGGUGGACGUCAAGACGGACUCGCAGGGUAAAACAAGCAUUGUCAAUAUCAUCCUUUCCGGAAGGGGUACAGUGUUUUCUAGUGGUCAGCUAUUGGGAGCAUGA